This is a messenger RNA of Liolophura sinensis, 5764 nucleotides long. RefSeq names its product dual specificity calcium/calmodulin-dependent 3',5'-cyclic nucleotide phosphodiesterase 1A-like. The transcript has 18 exons. Gene Ontology annotation, biological process: signal transduction. Gene Ontology annotation, molecular function: 3',5'-cyclic-nucleotide phosphodiesterase activity. NCBI's taxonomy places the organism in Eukaryota, Metazoa, Mollusca, Polyplacophora, Chitonida, Chitonidae. The record is from RefSeq and is a predicted model, not a curated record. Bases 1231 to 3879 code for a protein of 882 amino acids.
ACGGAAUCCAGGAUUUAGACUAAACUGACCAUCAAGGUACUGAUCAGGUCUGCUGUAUUCAGCUGGCACUGUUAAUCCCCAGGGAUUAUUGUACACAGAUAUACCAUAUAGUAGCUGCAAGAGCCGUAUAGCCUUACCACUGGAUCUAAACCCUGAGACAAACAAGAUUAACCUGGUUAUUAUAAACCAGUGACUCUAUGCCUGUUUUGGAAGCAAAUAGCUGUGAAUUGUGAGUUGAGGAUUGAGGAGGAAGAGGGGACUAGUCAGACCUGGAACAGUAGAUUUGCUUGUUUUGGACUGGCAUUUCUGUACAUAGAUAUAAACGUCACAUGAUGAGUAUGACCCAAAGUUGUAGGUACCAAGCUGCCACCUGUCUCGCUCUAUCAUAGCCUGGUUGGAAGUGGGCCUGUGUCUAGCUAUCUGUGUGUGGAGUGUAAGGGGAGUGCUUCAGAGGUUCUGUAUUGGUCAGGUCAGUGCUGUGAGGGGAAACUCUGACCCUAGCUGUACAUCCUUGGCUGAUAUCUGUGGUGAAGUGUGUUGGAGGAAGACACAUACCUGACCUGACAUAUUUACCUAGUCCUGCUCUCCCAACCCAGAAACCUUCUGCCUGCUCCUCUUACAAUAUAUGGUUCUGGACAUAAGGGCUGACAUCCGGUUCUUUAGGGUCAAGACACCUUACCCAUACUGAAUGCCAGGUGGUGGCGUAUGCAGCAUUCACCAUUAAAGACUGACUAUUAUCUGCAGGGAAGUUUCCUACUUGUAGGCUCUAUUUCGUAGAUUUCCUGGGGUUUUUUUUCUUUCUUAUUUUGUCUCUUGUUACAUGUUUUUGAACCACCUGCGAAAUUUCCGUGGAAUUCACCACCAGAGUUGUAGGAGUGUAUAAUAACAGCAUUUAUGGCUGGGAUGUUCCUGGAGGUGGCCCAUCCAAUCCCCAGGGAGAAUACAGAAACCUAACGCAAUCAGGUCGCCAGUCAAGACGUACAUACGUCAUCUUGUGUCCGUGGGAGAGCUUCGCGAACAGCAGCCGUGCGCUGAUCCACUCGUUUGACGCACACACUUGAUCCAAGUCUACCUAAUAAUCUGCUGUUUGUGUGGAUGCGGUGAGGACUGAUGAAUGGCCGGCAGCCCGCGCUGUCUUCCCCGCUCUCUCACCACUAUCUCUAUCUGGCUAAUUAAGGUUGCAGGCAUGUGUGGAUUACUUGUGGGAGUCUCUUAGCUGUACCCAUCACCAUGAGUGCUGUGAAUCCCUUAGCCGAGUUGAAAAACAACACAAAUCGGCCAAAGAUUUAUAUGUCCAGUAAGACCCAUAAAGUGGUCAUAGUCUUUCCUAAUGGAGAAAUCGUUGAAGUGGCAAAUCCUCCUGAAAGAUCCAAAGAUGAUUCAAGUGUGGGAUCAAAGAAUGGACAACUAUCCAGAACAGGCUCCCUCACGGUCCUGCGAAGAAGUACAGGGCCUAACUCGAGGAAAACCAGUGUGAGCAGCCCCACGUCCAGCGUGGUCAGUGCUGACAGUGAUUCUUAUGCAAGUGUUAACCUAGGCACGGAGAAACUGCCUCCCAUUGACACUCCAGAGGCUUCCCAUGUUUGCUCAAUCAGAUUGCGUCACCUUCUGCGGAGGAUACAGAAAGAUGACAUCCCUAAAGAGGAUCUCGUCAGAAAUCUGGAGUAUGCAGCCUCCGUGUUGGAAACAGUGUACAUAGAUGAAACCAGGCAUUCACAAAAUGCUAGCAACGUUGACAGUGCGUAUACGGAAGCAAACUCUGACUCAUCUCCUAUGCAGUCUGCGGAGCACUCGCCCGCUCGCCAUUACCCCAACGCUGGCUCGCGGGAGCGAAAGAGGACACAUGUGCCUAAAAGACGUUUAUGUGAUGAAGAUGAUGAACUCAGUGAAGUUGAGCCGGAUGCAGUUCCCAGCGAGGUCAGGGAUUGGUUAGCUCUGACCUUCACAAGGUCAAUGAGCAACAUCAAACGUCGUGGUGAGGAGAAGCCCAGGUUCCGUAGUGUGGCUCAUGCAAUUCGAGCUGGCAUCAUGGUCGACAGGAUAUACCGGCGGAUGUCCAGUUCAGUGGGACUUCAUGUACCACCAAACGUUCUCCUGUUAUUAAAGAACUUAGAUGAUUGGUCAUUUAAUGUGUUUUCGGUGUCGGAUGCAGGAGAUGGUCAUGCAAUCAAAUUUGUUGGUUAUGAGUUGUUGCAAAAGUAUGACCUUAUAACAAAGUUCAAGAUAAACACAACCACUUUGGACAGUUUUCUGAUGCACUUGGAGCAAGGGUACAGCAAAUACCAAAACCCCUAUCACAAUUUAUUACAUGGAGCAGAUGUGGCUCAGACAGUGCAUUGUGUUCUUACACAGAGCAAAAUGGGGCAAUGGUUAACAGAUCUGGAGGUGUUUGCAACUUUGAUAGCCGCAUUAAUCCAUGACUUUGAGCACACGGGGACAACAAACAAUUUCCAUAUAAUGACUGGGUCAGAGUUGGCGUUGUUGUAUAAUGAUAAAGCAGUGUUAGAGAACCACCAUAUCAGCUCAUGUUUCAAGAUGUUCAAGGAGGAAGAGUACAACAUCCUGGCCAACCUGAGCCGCGAAGAGUACAGGGAGUUCCGGUCCUUAGUGAUUGACAUGGUUCUGGCCACAGACAUGUCUUACCAUUUCCAGCAAAUCAAAAACAUGAAAAACCUCCUCAGUAUGCCAGAGAACAUUGACAAGUCAAAGGCUUUAUCAUUGGUUGUUCACUGCGCAGACAUCAGUCACCCGGCCAAAGACCUUGCUCUCCAUAUCAACUGGACGGAGAGGCUGCUGGAGGAGUUCUUCAGACAGGGAGAUCGUGAGCAGGCUCAGGGUUUGCCCUUUUCACCGCUCUGCGACCGCAAAAACACAUUAGUGGCAGAAUCACAAAUCGGUUUUAUAGAGUUCAUCGUUGAUCCAAGUUUCACUGUGAUGGGAGACAUGUUAGAAAAAAUCAUGGCUCCUUUACAUCAGCAGCAACUACAACAACAACAAUCACCGAGGAAGAAAGACUCCUCCAUCUCUGAAGAGGUGUUUGACUCACAAGACAAGUGUAUGAGUACAGCGUCAAGCCUCAACAGCCGUCCCCCCACACCCAGAACCCCCACCUCCCCAGGUAAGCGCUACACGCUGAAGAGGCCGUGGGGGGAGCACCUGUCAGCAAACAAACAAUACUGGAAGGAACGGGCAGCUAAAGAUGCGCAAGAGAGGGCGUUACAAGAGGGUCAUCAGGAGCAGUCUGCCUCAGCAGCUGACCAGUCUGACUCAGGCGUGGAAUCCCCCAACCCAGCCAAGGAGGAGGCUAAGGGAGAUAACACUGAAAAAGUCUCAACGGAACAGGAGAAAACUGUAGAUAGUGAAAACCAGAACUUUGACACCAAAGACUCUGAAUCAGCAACCGGCAAUGCUGUAGACAUUAAACCCUUGGUUAAAGGUAUAAGUCGGCAGACGUCCACCACAGGUUUGUUGGAUAAGGUGAUACAUCCCAGCCCGGGAGUGUGCCGGCAGACGUCAACCACCGGGCUGCUGGACAAACUGACUAAGGCUAAGCCCGUCUCCCGAACGCGCACUUCCUCUACCCAGUCCACGGACGGCGACGAGGGCUAUUUCUCCCAAAUCACCAGGACGUCAGUGACCUCGGACUGGACGCCAACCGUUAGGGACGACUACGACAACGUCUUCGAACCGGCGCUCACAGCAACCUUCAGCAAUCUCCGGCGUGUGUCGGAAGUGGACACGCCCUCGCCCACAUUUAGCGAUGCCCUUGGCCGGGGAAAUAGUACCGAUGACGACCGCACAUCCUCCCGCUUGAGCAACACUCCGCGCGGCUCUGUGGAAGACAGUGGACGGUCUUCCAUCAAGCAGACGGACGUGUAAAGAAAUGCAGUCCCAGAAGAAUCGCUGUACAUAAAGUUAACGUGUAUAGUCAGCACGUGACUUUUUCUUCAAAUAUUGUCAUAAAUAAUAUGUUAAGAUACCGAUUUUUCACCCAAUAAUGUUGACCCAAAUGUAUGCAAUCUGCUUGUACAGUUAUAGUAUUCUUAGACUUUCACAUAAGGUCAGAUAUGUAUAGUACAUGUUGUUUAUAGCGCAAGUCGAGGUACAGAUCGGAGGGAAAGUGUGUGGUUUUGGAAAAGCCAUGUAGCAGUAUACGGCCUGCAUUAGCAUGAUGAAAUAUUAGAGACACCCACAAGUGGGUGAAAAUAAUAGUUGAAGUUUUAUGUUUGUUAAAAGCUCAAGCUUAUCUUUGUUGAGAUAUUAUUAGGGGUUCCCUGAUUUAUAGAGAUUUAAACGUUUUUCUUGAAUAUGAAGGCGCAGGUUUAACAUAGGUGGAAGGCGGCAAGGGGCACAUGUAUUUGGUGAAGAGCUCUAAAUUAUUAAUAAGUCUACAGGCCCACAUUUGGUCAGCUUUCAUACAAAUAAUUUGUAAGUCCUCUUCAGUUGACAAUUUUGUCCUGUUGCGGCUUGUUCUACGUGGCCAAAAAGCGGGUGGUAGCAGCUGUUACGUAUACCUCAUAGAUACCAAUUUAAAGUCAGUGAGAGAUAGCCAAACCAAUUUACUCAUUCCAUUGUUUAAAACCACCCCAGGCAAGUUUCUUAAGUGCCAAUUAAUUAUCGGCAACCAUGACAGUAAGAGACGCAAGUUACUCCUCACUUUGGCUGUGUGAAGACGCAAGUUACUCCUCAUUUUGGCUGUGUGAAGACGCAAGUUACUCCUCAUUUUGGCUGUGUGAAGAUGCAAGCUACUCAUUUUGGCUAUGUGAAGACGCAAGUUACUCCUCAUUUUGGCUGUGUGAAGACGCAAGUUACUCCUCAUUUUGGCUGUGUGAAGACGCAAGCUACUCAUUUUGGCUUUGUGGAGACGCAAGUUACUCCCCAUUUUGGCUGUGUGAAGACGCUAGUUACUCCUCAUUUUGGCUGUGUGAAGACGCAAGUUACUCCUCAUUUUGGCUGUGUGAAGACGCAAGUUACUCCUCAUUUUGGCUGUGUGAAGACGCAAGUUACUCUUUAUUUUCCCAGAGUGUGAAGACUCAAGUUACUCUUUAUUUUCCCAGAGUGUUAAGACGCAAGUUACUCUUUAUUUUCCCAGAGUGUGAAGACGCAAGUUACUCUUUAUUUUCCCAGAGUGUGAAGACGCAAGUUACUCUAUCCAGCCGUAUGCAUGACGAGUAAGUUACUCCUUAUUUUCCGGUUGUGUGUAGGUGUUUCGUGCAUUCAGGGAGGUGUGAACAGUAAGUUUUCCGACUGGGAAAAGACUUACAUUACUCAUUCUUCUGCUUGUGUGAUGACUUCCGUUUCUUUUUUUUCUGUCUGAUGAGGAGAGUAAAUUACUCCCUACUUUCCAACUUUACUGUCUCACCGGUGUGAAGACUGCUUUACUCCAAAUUCUGAAGUUUGCAGGCGUGAAGACUUAUGUUAUUCCAUACCUUCCAGUUGUGUGAAGAUUUAGUUUUUCUUUACAUACGUGUUUCCGUGACGCUGAAGUUGCUUUGUUCAUGCUCUGGGGCCAGUUGUUUAAAAGUGUAUUGAAGUUAAAGCAGAUUUAAAUCUUAAUACCAGUCUCAUCCUAAUAAAAAGUAAAUGACACUUUAGUCUGGACUACUUUAAUACCGGGCUUUAGUCCUAAUAUGGCUUUAAACAACUGGACCCACCUGUUGUGAACAUUAAGGCUAUCUUUACUUUCCAGACCGUGUAAAAUCUAAGUUAUUCCUUACCAUCUUGCUGGAGUGAUCACUAUAUAAAUAGCAACAUGAUUUGUCAA